AUGACAAUAUUGUGGAAAGAGAGUGGUGCGGCCCCAGCUCUAGAUAAGCUCGGAAACGUUGCUGUAAAAUUCAUGACUGGUGCCGACUUGAACCAGAAAGAGCUUAAAGUUAUCGGUACGGUCGAUGCCAUAGUCGGACAAUUGAAAUGGGUUAUUCCCGUUGUUGCGCCAGCUGGAAAGAUCUAUUUUAUCCGCUUCGAAGCCGGACAAAAUCAAUACUUUACUACUCGCUUCAUAAUCACCGACGUCAAUGGCCAAUACCCACCGCCUCCUAACCCACCACCACCUGUAGGUAAAAAUCAGGGUGGUGAUGGAACCAUUGUCUCUGACGCUCCAAGUGCUGGUGGCACCUGCGAAAAAGGGAAACUCUCCAGGGACGUUGAACAGGCCAUAAAGAAAAUGCGCGCCCUUCCCCUCCCUCUAAAGAAAGAACUAGCGUAA
Messenger RNA from Paraglomus brasilianum, 441 nucleotides. Lineage: Eukaryota; Fungi; Glomeromycota; Glomeromycetes; Paraglomerales; Paraglomeraceae. The record is from the annotation of a GenBank genome assembly.